UAGCGAGUUUCAUUUCUAGUCAUCUACUAGUGCUCUGUGAGUGAGAUUCAUAUUCAGACAGAGACGAGAAACUAUAGGGAAUGUGAUUGAUCAAUCAACGAAACGAAGAAGAAAAAAUGGAGGUCGAGUUAGAGCCUCGCGUGAAGCUUCUUCAAUUCGAGGUAAAAGCCAUGUCCAGAGAAUCUCCUUCUCAGAAGGCUCUCAACGUUCUUGACUCAGACCUCCGUUCUCACUGGUCCACCGCCAUCAAUACCAAGGAAUGGAUUCUACUCGAACUCAAUCCAAAGACAUUUCAAAAAGUUCGCCCACGUUGUGAAGCGCCCAGACGCGACAUGACCUACCCUACAAAUUACACUCCAUGUCAAUAUGUGAGAAUAUCUUGUUUGCGAGGAAAUCCCGUUCCUAUUUCCUUUGUUCAGUGUUCCAAGUGUUGUCAUCUGUCAUUUCUAAGGCUGUUGACAGUUGACUACUUCAAAGCAUCCAGGACAACUUCAAAGCAUCCAGGCAAUAUCAGUGACUCUGAAGUUUACAAAAGUAGUCAACUGUCACGAGCCCUAACUGUUUCCUCUAACUUUGAGGCAUCUAGAAUCAUUCAGAAAGUCAUUGAUCCUGAGCAAAAUGUGCCAUCCCCUCAAAAUGUACUUACUGACCCUUUGGAGGAAAAAUCAAAGUUGGAACUUACUAGUCCUUGCACUUUAGUUGAUUACUCGAACCUGUUUGGCGAGGAGUUCAGAAUGACAGAUGAGCAUUGGGAUUGCAGCUAUCUUAACGUAUUGGAUAUCGGGGCCGUGGAAAAAGGGAUCUUACAUGUUCUUUAUUUUUGUGCAGCUCAGGUUCGUACCAAAUUAAAUGCUAUAUAAUUACGGUGUUUCAAUUUUAAUGUUAAUUUUGCAGCCUUUUAGUGAGACAAGGCUUGAAUGUUGUUCUUGCUGUAUUAGUCAUGUAAAUUCCAAUAGAUUUUGGAUCUCUAGUUUUGUAAGGAAGUUUUGGGGGGCAAUGAAAAGAAGAAUACAAACAACAAGAUAUUGGUUAAUUAUUAUUAUUUUUUAAAAAUUAUAGAAUUCAUUUUUGAAAUAUUAUUGUUGAAAUAAUUGAUUUUGCAAUUACCAAUAUUAAAGAAAUUGAUUUCUGUUUGGGAUGGUUAAAUAAAAUCACUUUUGAAGUAUA
Vicia villosa (hairy vetch) is the source of this 1167-nucleotide messenger RNA. RefSeq lists its product as uncharacterized. Lineage: Eukaryota; Viridiplantae; Streptophyta; Magnoliopsida; Fabales; Fabaceae. The record is from RefSeq and is a predicted model, not a curated record. Bases 117 to 860 code for a protein of 247 amino acids. The transcript has 4 exons.